CCUGGCAACACUACUCCCAGGCUUGCCACCGAAAUCGUAACCGAGCUGUCUUGUCUUGUCUUUCUGCGUAACGGAAAGAUUGUAUAUCUUUACCUUAUAAAUUAACCAUUAUAACUUUAUUCAACAUUAGUCGCCUAUAUCGAUAGCAACACCGCCGGUAAUACAUGAAUCUCCUGAAAUCAAAAUUAGUUUGAGAUGGUGCAAGUUUGCAUUCAUAUACAGAUUGAAAAUAACAGUUUCCUACGUGAAAAUACAGGAUACAACAGAGUACAACAAGGCAUUUUAAGAAACGUAAAUCAUGAUAUCGGACGGCCGUAUACAGAGGCGGUUAGCUAUUUUUGAUUUCGAUCAUACAAUAUGCGAACACAACACAGAUAUUGUUGUUCGAGAUUUGCUGGAGCAAAAUUUAAUCACAUCGGAGAUAAAAAGCAUUAUACGAAGUUGUGGUUGGGUACCGUAUAUGCAGCGAAUUUUUCGUCUCUUGUAUCAAAGUGGAUUCAACAAAGCAGACAUAUUAUCGGCAAUUCACAAUAUACCAGAGGUACCUGGCAUAAAAACUUGCAUCGAAGAAAUGUCAAAAAAUAACUUCCAUAUAGUUAUCGUAAGUGAUUCCAACUCUGAGUUCAUCAGUGCAUGGAACAGUUUUAACGGAAUUAGUCAAUAUAUUCAUACCGUAUUUACGAAUCCGGCCAAAUUUAACGGAAACGGUGCUCUCGACUUGCAUCCCUACCAUCACCAAACAGAGUGUAAUUUGAGCGCAUGGAAUCUUUGCAAAGGCAAGAUUGUUGAUGACUUUUUAAAUAAACAGUACGUUGCGUCAAACACAGUGUACGAGAAAAUUUUCUACAUUGGUGAUGGAAAAAAUGAUGUUUGCCCUAUGUUGCGUUUAAAUGAGAAUGGAUAUGCUUGUCCAAGAGAUGGCUAUACUUGCUUCGAUGCUCUUAGCACUAUUAUUAAGCAACAAUCCGAUAGAUAUAAGGCUAAAAUUUUAAAAUGGAGAGACGGCUUCCAUCUUAAAAGUUUGAUAUGGGACGAGUUUUGAAAAGCAGAAUUAGAUUAUUUCUAUGCGUCGCUAACUUGUUUUUAUGAACUUUGUUUUAUUUUUUUUGUAAUAAAAUGUUGGUGAAUUUGACUCCUAAAAGUUGUGUAAAUCUGUUCGAAAAUUAAUCAUACAUAUAGUUUUGUUCAGCACCUGUUGCUAAUGCAACAGAGAAAUGAGUAUGAAUAUCUAUUAUACUUCCUCAUAAGCACAGAGAUUCUUUUCUUAAUCCACAUCCAUCCCUCAAAAAAUAUAACUCAAAGGUUCCUAUGAAACAAUUUGAUGGGCUCAGAACAUGUCAAUCAAUUUCCAUACGUAUGGAAAUAUGUAUAUAAUUACUUUGAAAAAAAUUUGAUUAUAAAAUCGUUUGUUGGAAAUUAUCCAUUUUAUAAUAGUACACUCUAAGAAGCAGAACAAAAAAAAUUUACGCUAGAUGUAAAUUCAAGCAUGCCGUAAUUUCUUCGGUGAUGACACAAUAUUAUAUCUAUAGGGUGAUUUUU
Molecule: messenger RNA, 1539 nt
Organism: Malaya genurostris
Lineage: Eukaryota; Metazoa; Arthropoda; Insecta; Diptera; Culicidae
Product: pyridoxal phosphate phosphatase PHOSPHO2
Exons: 3
Coding region: 299-1042 (247 amino acids)
Molecular function (GO): phosphatase activity
Source: RefSeq, a predicted model, not a curated record